Molecule: messenger RNA, 616 nt
Organism: Rubroshorea leprosula
Lineage: Eukaryota; Viridiplantae; Streptophyta; Magnoliopsida; Malvales; Dipterocarpaceae
Source: the annotation of a GenBank genome assembly
CCUUCCUUUCCACCAACCUCAAAAUGAAGCGCCUGCGGAUCCCCAGCGAUGAUUUUGUCCACAACCCACAGACGCCGCCGUCUAUAAAUUCUGCCGUCUCUCUUUUCUCGACAGAGUCGGAGGUCUAUAUUCCGAAGGGACUUUCUGCUGUUCCAGAGGCGGCUACGGAAAAUGGUACGGAGAAUUUCCUUGAGAGAUGCUUUUUAUGCAAGAAGAGACUCAACCACAACAAUGAAGUCUACAUGUAUGGAAUUUUCCAGGCGUUUUGUACGCCUGAAUGCCGUGUCAAACAGAUUGACAUUGACAGCAAGAUGAAGGAAGUUUAUAAUCAAUCGGGAGGAGCAAUUGGUAGCUCACUGACUGAGGAGGUGCACGGCUUGCAUUUUAUAGAUUGGUCUGCCCUUCGCUUCACGGAAUAACCUAAUUGGUAGAGAAUAUAUCACUACCUGUACAGUUAGCUUAGAUUAGCAUCCAUUUAUAUGCUUUUCCAGGCUAAAACUUUUCAUUAAGCUUUAGCGGUGGUAUAUAUAUAACGCCCUAGUGUUUAAUUAUGUUUAAGAUUUAGCUAUAUAUGUUCGUGAUGCAGAUAUGUAUUGAAUAAUUGAUGAAAUGAAAC